Molecule: messenger RNA, 2135 nt
Organism: Rhododendron vialii
Lineage: Eukaryota; Viridiplantae; Streptophyta; Magnoliopsida; Ericales; Ericaceae
Exons: 3
Coding region: 238-1890 (550 amino acids)
Source: RefSeq, a predicted model, not a curated record
GCACCAACACGUCAUCGUUUUGAAACGCUAAUCCGCCGUGACAAUCGUGACGUGAAGAAGAAACCAGAAGUCUUUCUUUCGGAUCGGUUCUUCUCGUAAAGUAAACACAUAUGUAAACCAAAACCCCCUACAAGGAACGAAUUGAAGUAAAUCCCCAAAUAUACUCUCUCUCCUCUCUCUAGAAUUCUACUCCUAUAUAUCUGCGUAGGGCUACGACAAUCCAGAACUGGAAGCCCCAUGAAUACGUCGCAGUUCAUGGACAAACAGAUCAUGGAUCUAACAAAUUCCCAGCGGAGCGACAACGAUAUCAUCGAUCUGAUGAACCCUCCUCAAGAAGACCUCAUCGGGAACAAGGAAGAGAUCGUGCCCAGCUAUGAUUUUCAGCCAAUCCGCCAACCAAUCAUAUCGUCCCAGCAGCAGCAGUCGAAUCUUGAUUCGAGUGGGGCUAGGGUUUGGAAUUCAGCUGAUUCCAAGACCAGUGGUACUGCUAUUGCUGGCAGAAAUUAUGGUUCUCUCGACUCCAUUGAACCUGCAAAUGUUAUUUUAGAGAAGGAUCGUAAUGUUAAUAAUGUAGAAAUAGUGUCCGCGAUUGAUCGAACCAUGAAGAAACAUGCUGAUAGUAUACUGCAUGCAUUGGAAGGUGUUAGUGCACGUUUAUCUCAGCUGGAGAGCAGGACUCGCCACCUUGAGAAUUCAAUGGAUGAUUUGAAGAUAUCUUCUGGUACCAAUCAUGGAAGUACUGAUGGUCAGCUGAGGCAGCUGGAAAAUAUUCUUCGAGAGGUACAAGAAGGUGUGCAGGGUGUAAGGGAUAAGCAAGAUAGAGUAGAGGGUCAGCUUCACCUUCUGCAAGUGUCCAAGAUAGAGCCCCAACCAGAAACCCCACAUAACACUGCCCGACCAGAUAAUUUGCAUCAGGCACCACCGCUGCCUCAGCAGUUUCACCAACCACUCCCACCAGUAAUUAUACAACCUCCUUCCACUCUCUCUCUACCCAAUGCUCCUCCAACUGCUUCGCAACAGAAUCUGGCCCCUCCUGUUCAGAUUCAGCUUCAGCACCAGUACCCUCCUAAUCAGAUUAGCACCGUACCUCAGAGGGAGCCUUACUUCCCCCCUCCGCCUGGUCAAACACAAGAAGCCUCAAAUCAGCAAUACCAGCACCCCCCUCCUCCUCAGCAGUUGCCGCCUCCUCUUCCAGCACCACCACAACAACCAUAUCAGCCACCACCACCUCCCCCACAGUACAAUCAACCGCCACCACCGCCACCUCAGCAGCACCCAUCUCUCUCAGCAGUUAAUCCUCCACAACCUCAACUUUCAUUAGGGCACCAUCUAGAAGAACCACCUUAUGGUCCCCCACAGAACUACCCACCAAACCUCCACCAACCUCCUCCUCAUCCACCCAGUGGGACCCAGCAGUAUUAUGGGGCUCCACCCAACAUGUAUGAGCCACCGUCUAGCAGACCCAAUUCAGGAUUUUCUAGUUCCUACGGGCCGGGCCCUUCAUCCGGUUCCAAUGAACCAUAUUCUUACAGUGGGUCCCCUUCUCAGUAUGGUGGUGGCUCUGUGAAGCAACAUUUGUCUUCUGCCUCAGCCCAAGGUGGUGGAAACGUUUACCCCCAGCUCCCCACCGCUCGUGUAUUACCACAGGCAUUGCCCACUGCUACUGGGGUGGGUGGUGGUGUUGGGUCCGGUUCUGGUGGAUCGGGUAACAGGGUUCCUAUUGAUGACGUGGUUGACAAGUUAUCGACAAUGGGAUUCACGAGAGACCAAGUGAGAGCUACGGUUAGGAGGUUGACGGAGAAUGGACAGUCUGUUGAUUUGAAUGUGGUAUUGGACAAGUUGAUGAAUGAGGGUGAAGGCCAGCCCCAGAGAGGCUGGUUUGGCCGUUAAUUCUGUUUCUGAUCUUGGUUGUGUACAGAAAGUCUUGGGUUCUUUGUUUUGGUUCAACUUUUGCUGUUGCUUGGGUAUUUGGGUUGUGUAUCCCUUAGAAUUGCUUUGUUUAAUUUCAUUUAUUUUGUUUCACACUAUAUUCGCGUGCCUGGUGGAACAUUCAUAUAUUUUUUGCCUCUGUAUUUGUGGGUGCCUGUUUGUUUGAGGCAUUAAUAAGACUUUGAAGAAGGAUAUUAUGAACACAA